UGUCAAAAGCUUGUUGCUUAAAUCUGUGCAGUGCUGUAAAGUGAUGAGGAAAUGAGGACGGGGAAGAUGACCAAAUAACAAGCUUUAAUUCUUCAAACAGAGCAAGAAACGCGUUAUUAGACAGACAUAUUAAGAACACUUGACAUCUUGUUUUUUUGUUAGUUACCGUGGUCGUGUCGUCUGUCCUGGCUGGUGCGUGAUCUUCUGGGAAGCGGUUCAUCCGUGAUGAUGAGAUCAGUGACAGGAAGUGCCUUUGAAAGGAUAUCAUCGACCUGUGGUUUCUGCGUGUUCAUCAGUGGCCCAUGCUCUCUGUAAGGCCAGGCUCAAGCUCCAACAUCAGAUACCUCCGCAGCAGCCUUUUGCCACUUUGCACAACAUCAGGACCUAAAAGUAUAGCAAAAUAAAGCCAUAAUAUAGUCGGACAGAGGAUAGUUACCCAGGAAUGUAUGACUAAAGUGAUGAAUCUGCUUUCUCAGUGUGCUUAAUGCUAAUGGAGGACUCACCAGGUUGUUUUAUCAGAGAACUUUGUAUAUAGAGCCAAUUGACAUUGUGGUGUUAAAGGCACAAGAAGACUGACUUUGAAGAUUUUGAUUUAUGAAUACAACCUUUGGAUAUGGCGUUAAACCUUUCCUCAGUCAGAGACACAAAAUGGCUAACUCUGGAAGUGUGCCGACAGUUCCAGCGAGGAAACUGUUCACGUAGUGAUGAGGAGUGCAAAUUUGCUCAUCCACCCAAGAGCUGCCAAGUCGAGAACGGGAGGGUUAUUGCCUGCUUUGAUUCACUGAAGGGCAGAUGCUCAAGAGAAAACUGCAAGUACCUUCAUCCACCUUCACACUUAAAAACACAGUUAGAGAUCAACGGGCGAAACAAUCUCAUCCAGCAGAAGACAGCAGCGGCCGUGCUCGCCCAACAGAUGCAGCUUAUGAUCCCAGCACCCAGUCUGCAGCCUGUGGGACUUGGCACAAAUACUGGUCUUGGUUAUGGGUCUUAUAUGACACCGUUAAGCCAUGGGAUGAGCCUCGUCCCCACAGACAACCUGCCCAGCACUCCAGUCCUAGUGUCCGGGAGUCCACCUGUAACGGUCCAGAGCUCGUCCACCUCCUCCUCUUCCUCCUCUCCCUCACAGAAGCUGCAGCGCACAGACAAACUGGAGGUGUGUCGUGAGUUUCAGAGGGGAAACUGUGCACGAGGGGAGACAGAUUGCCGCUUCGCUCACCCCAGUGACAGUCCCAUGAUUGACAGCACAGACAACACUGUCACUGUUUGCAUGGACUACAUCAAGAGCCGCUGCUCCAGGGAGAAGUGCAAGUAUUUUCACCCGCCUGCACACUUGCAGGCCAAAAUCAAAUCCAGUCAACAGCAAGUCAGUCACACAGCCGUGGCAGCCCAGGCAGCAGCUGCAGCCAUGACUCAGUCGACUGCCAAAGCAAUGAAGCGAUCCCUCGAGGCAACUGUAGACCUGGCCUUUCCCCACAGCAUCCUUCAGCCUCUACCAAAGAGACCGGCUCUGGAGAAGACUAGCUGGGCCAGCUCUCUCCUCAGCCCCAGCUUUCUGCAUUACCAACAGGCUCUGGCAAACACACAGCUGCAGCAGCCGACCGCUGCAUUUUACCCCACAGGUUCUGUCUUCUGCAUGACACCUGCUAACAGCGUUGUCCCCAUGAUGUACAGUGCUACGCCUGCUACUGUCUCUGCAGCAACUACUCCCGCCACAAGUGUCCCCUACGCAGCAACAGCACCAGCCAAUCAGAUCAUCCUCAAGUAACCACCAGGAGCAGAAGUCAGUGCUCUGUCGCUGCUGUUAAAGACCCCAAACAGCUGCUCUGUAAAUACUCUGUUAACACCACACACAAGCUACAACAAGCUGCAUGCUGAUAACAUCCCUGUAAACAUGACUUUAAUCCUCAUAAUCAGUAACAUAGCUCAGAUAGUAGGGUUUUACUGUGUUAGAGAAGUGUCCCAGAAGAUGGCUGUUUGUAUGCGCCUUUGCACCUGCAUUAACAUGCAUCUCCAGUGAUGUGCAGAAGAUUCCUCAUUUCUAUUUCCUUAAGCCAUCUGACAAAGUCAGAGUGAUAAAGCUUCAAUGUGUCUGCUGUUCACAUAUUGGUGCCUCAUGUUUGAAGUCAGUUCUUAUGAGCAAACACAACAAAAAGCAGUUCAGAAACAGCAGUAACACCUAAUUCUAACUGAUAGUCAUUUUAUUAAUAAACUCUGUAAGAGGAGGCACAACAGAUCUUAAAUGAGCGCAGUGUCAGAGUGUUAAUACGAGGUGUAAAGGGGGUUUGUUGUGAGAAAUUGUUCAAAUUGUGUCACUAUAAUAUAAAGCAGCAAAUUAUUUUUCCUUCUUGAAUGUGUUACUUAAAAAAGGGGAACUUUUUCCACUUUGAUUGUUCAUCUAGUGCCACAUUUCAUUAUUUUAAACUAAAGAAGACAAAGCACUUAUUUUAACCUUAAAAACCACACUGAUACUAAAGGUUUCUUGAAAAUGUUCUGAGGGAAGUUCAUAAAUGUUGAUCCCCAGAAAACAGGAAUAGUGCUCCACCUCCUGGUGUGCCUUUGCAUUGCAUUUACAGUAUGUUUGCAGAGAGAGAAUAUACUGUAUAAUCCAUUUGCUGCAGAGACUUUUUUUCUUUAUAAGGCAGUGAUGCAAAAGUGACUAAAACGGAUAAAUGCCCCUCUUUAUGAUGGAAGAUAUUUACUUGAUAGCCAUGUGUCAGAAGAUUCUGGGCCAGGCUUCUCAAAGAUUAUUUGACUUGGCUCAAGUCAAGUUUAAGUUUUAAUAUUAACUGUCAGAGAAAGCACAUUGCCUUCUCAACACUAAAAACAUUCACCAGUAGAUUCACUUUGAUCAAUCUGAGCUGUCUUUGUGAACCCGACCCUGUAAAAUUAAGAUAUAAAUGACCAAAAUGUCAGAUUUAAGUUCCCUUAUCCAUGUCAGGGUGGUGUAGUUUGUAAACUGUUAGUCUUAAUGUUACAGUCAGAUGUCAGUACUGUAUUAUUUGAAUGUUACUAGUGCCUAAAGAAUUGUCAGGAUGAGGAUAUCCAUGCAUAUUUAAAAGGCUUUGUGUGAAAACAAAUACGUCACAUCUAAAGAGAAAAGUUUUGCACUGCUGUGAGUGCAAUUGUGUUCACCUGUUUAGAUUUAUUAAACAAGUAAUUUUCACUAAUAUUUGAAUUUUUAUGGCUGUAUAAGAAUUAAUAAUCUUGUUUCUUUUAAGAUGUAGUGUAUAAUUAUUUCCUUUCUAGUUUUAUGCACAGUUAAAUACAUUAUGUAGUAAAGUAGAAUAUACACAGGUAGGGUAGUCGUGUACGGUUGAUGCAACAUUAUGCAAAUACUUUAAGUGACAGCAGACAGAGUGGCUAUUGUGUUUGUGGAAACAGAACUAAUAUUAAAAACACGUCACACAUUUAUGUACUGUUAAACAUUGCUUUAGUUCCAUAGUUGUUUUUAAUUCCUUUUUUAUCUAUGAAACAUGUGAGUACACUUUAAUGUGAUUAACUGAGACAAUCCACUGAGAGAGUUUUCAUUUGUUCACAUGUGUGUUCAUCACAAGUUUGACACAUUAUUGGAUGAAUUAUAAGGAGUAUAAUUAUAGUAGUUUAACACUUAUAAAGAUGUAUUCUCUUCUAUUUUAUGAUGAAUGUAAUUUAUUAAACUGACUUUAGCUCUGCUGGAGGUUCCUCAAAGGGCCUCCGUAUGUUGUAUUAGCCUAUGAAAAGCCGUCUCGUGUCCAGGGAUCAAAUGUUAAAGCUAAAAACAUUUCAUCCCUGUCACUGCCUUGUCACCUGUAAGGGACAACUUACCUUUGUAUGAGCAAGGCCAUAGAUAGAAAUGCUUUUUAUGUACAAAAGUGCAUUGUACAGGCCACAUUUAAGGUAACUUUCAUGAUAGUGUAAUGAUAUUUUGUCAUUUAAUUGUGUUGAUGUGUUGCUGAGGCAAUCUGAAGUUGCAGUGGUAAGUUACUGUAUUUUUGAAGGUGAUGAAUUUGUUUUCCUCUCCUCACAAUAACAUUCAAAGUCGUCCUGUCAGACUUAAUUAUGCCGUGGUGAGACACCAUGCGGAUACAAAUAUAUUUUGAAAUGUAACUUUUUUAAUAUAUUGUCUUACUGCAUGUGAACAUCUUGCAGUAAAUUCAGAUUCCAGCGACAGUUUUAAUUUUCUCAUCAGAUUUUGGUCAUUUUUCAAAUUUUUCUUGUUUUACUGUAAAUAUAUGAGACUAAUUUCCCCCUUAUUUAUUUCACCUUCAGAACAAAAGGCAUAUAACCGAAUGUUUGUUUCACCUUCUGACAAAAAGCUUGAAUGUGAUGGUUCCACCUGCAUGAGGUUUGUUUGAGAUUUUGAUCACACAGUCAUAAAGAUGUGGACCGUAAGAAUGUUUGGUCUGACUGACUGAUGGAAACAUUUCACCGAUAAGCACUUUCUCCACAGUCAGACGACUGAGAAGACAUGCUUUUUGUGAACUUUGCCUUAUCUUUGAUCUAUUCCUGAGUUUGUAUUUGUUAAGUGAUUAUGAAUUCCUUAUUGUCUAAUAAAUAAAAUACAUUUCA
Molecule: messenger RNA, 4548 nt
Organism: Cheilinus undulatus (humphead wrasse)
Lineage: Eukaryota; Metazoa; Chordata; Actinopteri; Labriformes; Labridae
Product: muscleblind-like protein 2a
Exons: 10
Coding region: 614-1765 (383 amino acids)
Molecular function (GO): metal ion binding
Source: RefSeq, a predicted model, not a curated record